Molecule: messenger RNA, 2239 nt
Organism: Megalobrama amblycephala (Wuchang bream)
Lineage: Eukaryota; Metazoa; Chordata; Actinopteri; Cypriniformes; Xenocyprididae
Product: complement component C1q receptor
Exons: 1
Coding region: 278-1939 (553 amino acids)
Biological process (GO): cell migration
Cellular component (GO): external side of plasma membrane; extracellular matrix
Molecular function (GO): extracellular matrix protein binding; calcium ion binding; extracellular matrix binding
Source: RefSeq, a predicted model, not a curated record
AACUGUUAUAGGUUGAUACAGCUGGGAAAGUAGACAAAACAAUAAGCAGCCUGGUCAGUUGUUUUUUGUUGGCGUCAGGAACUCGCCCUGAGAAGACACAAAUGAAGCCUGCUGCUCAAGAUUUCCGUUGAAGGUUAUUCACUAAACAGGAUGCAUUAGUUUGAGUCUUGUUUUGGUAUUGGAAGGCCUAUGAAGAAUUCUUUCUCCAUUCUCUGAGAUGAACUGAAUAUUUUCUCCUCAGAGCGAGAAGUAUUUUAACAUUAAUGAUAGUGGCGGGAUGAUGCGUGUCCUGAUUCUGAUGUUGUCCUUUUCUGUCGCUGGCGGAACAGACCGAGUGAGGACAACGUGCACAGCCGAGGCUUGCCUUACAUUGCAUUUGGAGGAGGAACAGUUUGAAAAGGCUAAAGAAAACUGUGUCAAUAAUGGAGGCAAUUUGGUUACUAUGAGAAAUGACAAUGAAUUUCAGAGAGUUAAAUCGGCUCUUUUAGCAGCAGAAGACAACAUCCUUAACUCUAAAGUUUGGAUCGGGCUUGAGUUGCCGAAAAGCCGCUGCACUGAUUUCACUGAGGAUUUGCACGGCUUCAAAUGGACUUCAGAGCCAAACGACUCCAAAUAUUCCAACUGGAAAAAGAAACCACUGAGCACGUGCACGGAAAACAGGUGUGUGUCGAUUUCGCUGGCUGAUGAUCUCAAGUGGACAGAUGGAUCGUGUAGAGAAAGCGCAUUUUAUAUGUGUACAUUUCUAUCCAAAGGCAUGUGCAAACCCAUAGUGAUGGAAGAACCAGGUGAUGUCAAGUACAAUCUUCCGUUCUUAGAACCGCAAGUUCAAAAUGAAAGGUUGACGAUGUUACCACAUGGGACAUGGGCUGAAAUACUGUGCGACGGGUCGGAGGAUUCACAAUCUUUUACCUCAAUUUGUCUCGACAAAGAUGGUAUUUUUGGCUGGACAAAUUCAGAGCGUUUUUGUGCAAGAAAUAAAAGAAGUUGCACACAUAAAAACGGAGGCUGUGGUCACAUUUGUUCUGAGACUGCAGAAGAAAGUGUUCGUUGUGAAUGUCGUGAAGGUUAUUAUCUGAUGGAUGAUCAAGUUAAUUGUGCUCUCAGAAACAACUGCGAAAAUUCACCAUGUGAAUCAACGUGUAUACCGACAUCUGCUGGGUUUUCAUGCGCAUGCGCGGAGGGAUUUCAGUUGGCUGAAGACAACAUAAACUGCGUUGAUAUCGAUGAAUGUAAUCAACAUAUCUGCGGUAAACACAGGUGUCACAACACGCUGGGAAGCUAUUUUUGUAUGUGUAACUCAGGUUACAGGCUUGUUGCUGGUAAAUGUGAAGACGUGGACGAAUGUGCCGAAUCCAGAUGUGAUCAGGGCUGUCUUAAUUCGCAGGGUUCAUUCUCUUGUUUCUGCCACGCAGGUUAUCAUUCAUUAUCAGAGAAUAGAGGAAUGUGUACAGAUGUAGAUGAAUGUCUUAGUAAACCAUGUGAAGACAUCUGCCUCAAUACUAUAGGUAGUUUCAAAUGUUCCUGCAGGAAAAACUUCAUUUUGGCUAAAAAUGAAAUCAGCUGUGUCCCGGAUCCUACAGAGAAACCACAAAUCACUCCAUCUCCAGAUCACAGAGAAGCGUUCAUCACUAAAUUGACUCAGUUAACUUCCGGUUUUGAAUCGUCAACAAUCAGACCCCCUCCACUGAACAAGACGAACACUCAGGUGGACUCCAGUAAACGCAAAGAAAGUUUUGUCAGUAGUUGGAUAUUCGUGUAUGUCUUAGCUUCAGUUAUUCCAUUGGUUGUGCUCAUUGUGCUCAUAUCAGUUUUAGUCAUCUGGAAACGUUCAAGAAAAGAGACUUUGAAAAAUAACAACGCUGACAACUACUGCUGGGUUUCAUCUGGAUUGGACAAAGAACGGAAAAAAAUCAACAUUCAAUUGAACAAUUUAAUGUAGCCCAAGUGUGAAUGCUUAUUUUCCGUCAGCAUCAUAUCUGACAGAGGACUUUUAAAAUUGUUUUUGUGAAUUCUAUCCUUAUAUUGGAAUUCCAGAAUUAUCUAGGCCUAUUUUUUCCCUCUAGAUGUUGGAUAAAAAGUGAGCAUAAUAAAACCACAAAGGAUAAUUUAAGGCAAGGGUCAAUGAAGACAGGCUAUACUAAUGAACAGAUAAACUCUUUUCAGCGUGUUUUCUGUCAGGGAGGCAAGUUUUACCUAUAUGUUAUGUUGUCACUUAUUAAAUACAGUUUCUGUCCUUUAA